Drosophila innubila is the source of this 1591-nucleotide messenger RNA. It is a transcript of the gene Rpn13, whose product is annotated as proteasomal ubiquitin receptor ADRM1 homolog. Gene Ontology annotation, biological process: ubiquitin-dependent protein catabolic process. Gene Ontology annotation, cellular component: proteasome regulatory particle, lid subcomplex; nucleus; cytoplasm. NCBI's taxonomy places the organism in Eukaryota, Metazoa, Arthropoda, Insecta, Diptera, Drosophilidae. The record is from RefSeq and is a predicted model, not a curated record. Gene Ontology annotation, molecular function: ubiquitin binding; proteasome binding; endopeptidase activator activity. The transcript has 3 exons. Bases 132 to 1451 code for a protein of 439 amino acids.
UGGGUAAGCUGGCAACGCUUUGACUUAAUAUUGCUCGUCAUCCCGCAGCAGAGCAGGCGAUUUUAUUAAAAGGAUUCCCAAAUUGUUUAUAUUUUCACAUUAUAUAUCCACUCUCGAGAAGCGCCCGUAUCAUGUUUGGCAGACAGAGUGGUUUGGGCAGUUCCAACAGCUCCAAUCUUGUGGAGUUUCGUGCUGGCCGCAUGAAUAUGGUUGGUAAAAUGGUGCAUCCGGAUGCGCGCAAGGGUCUCGUCUACAUGACCCAAAGCGACGAUGGACUGAUGCAUUUCUGCUGGAAGGAUCGCACCAGCGGCAAGGUGGAAGAUGAUCUCAUUGUCUUUCCCGAUGACUUUGAGUACAAGCGUGUGGAUCAGUGUAAAUCUGGUCGCGUCUAUGUGCUGAAAUUCAAGUCGAGUUCGCGUCGCAUGUUCUUCUGGAUGCAGGAGCCCAAGACGGACAAGGACGACGAGCACUGCAGACGCAUCAACGAGCUACUCAACAAUCCACCCUCGGCACAUCAGCGCGGCGGCGGAGGCAGCGGCAGCGAAGGCACCGAUCUCCAAUACAUGCUCAACAACAUGUCGCAGCAGCAGCUGAUGCAGCUCUUCGGCGGAGUGGGUCAGAUGGGCGGAUUAAGCUCUCUGCUGGGCCAAAUGAAUACGCGCACGCCUUCAUCGCGGAACACUGCAUCCUCGGGUGGCGGCAGCGGGGGCGGAGGGUCGGGCAGCGGCGCUCUACAAACGCCCGAAAAUGUGAGCGUGCAACGCACACCGUCCGCACCAACCAAGGGCUCCAAGUCCGGGAGCAGCCGCAACAAUCUGCUGAGCGAAUCCUCUGCUGGCGGUGGCAGCUCAAGCGCUGAUGCCGACGCCGAUGCCUCCGGUAAGAACAAAGAAACCACAACAACACCAACAAAUACAAAAACAACAACAAGUGGAGCAUAUGCAAAUCCAUUCCAAGCCUAUUUAUCCAAUCUCUCCCCUGAACAUGGCGCAGGUCGUUCACUAACUAUCGACCUGUCCACGGCACUGUCCGGCGCCGAUGCCAUCAAUCAACUAAUUGCGGAUCCGGAGCGUGUCAAGUCGUUAAUUGUUCACCUGCCGGAGUCUGAGGAUGCCGAUGAGGAUCGCAAGCAACAGAUCAAGGAUCACAUCAGUUCGCCACAAUUUCAACAGGCCCUCGCUCAGUUCUCCAAUGCCCUGCAAUCGGCCCAACUUGGACCCGUCGUUAAGCAAUUUGAAUUAUCCCAUGAUGCAGUCGCUGCCGCCUACUCCGGCAAUCUGGAAGAAUUUGUGCGUGCCCUUGAGAAGAGUCUGCCAGUCGGUGCCUCAAUGGCGGCCGAGGAGGCUUCCAAGGAGACUCCCGUGGCCGAUAAGAAAGGCGAUGCUGAACCAGCCAAGGAUAAGGAUGAGAGCGCCGCAUCCACUGAGAAACAAGAAGAGAAGCAAAAAUAACGCACAUAGAUUUAUGUUUCCCAUCUCUACAUACAGAUAUAUGCUCCCCUUAUAACCAAUAUAACAAAUGCCACGCGUUAUAAACCAUCAUUUUUGCACAUUAUCAGUUUUUCGAUUCUAAAAUAAAUUUGGCAAUGCAA